Molecule: messenger RNA, 1119 nt
Organism: Morchella sextelata
Lineage: Eukaryota; Fungi; Ascomycota; Pezizomycetes; Pezizales; Morchellaceae
Exons: 1
Coding region: 1-1119 (372 amino acids)
Cellular component (GO): cytoplasm; nucleus
Molecular function (GO): protein binding
Source: RefSeq, a predicted model, not a curated record
AUGACGGAGCUAAGCAAGCCUUGCUCAGAGACAAAGAAAUCCUGGAGGUCGAGGCUUUCAGCUCUGGUGCUACUCAGACGAAGGUUUAUCAAAGUGCAGAAGCCAGUGCAGCCAGUGCAGCAACUAUUACCGCAACCAUUAUCAAUCGCUCCAAACGAAUCUCAGUACGAGUUAGAAAAGGGAGUAAAAGAGAAGGGGGGGAAAAACCCCCUCUCACUUUCCGAUCUACCAAACGAGAUACUCCUCCUUAUAGCAGAGAGUCUUGAGUCUCCACUGCAUAUCUCUCGUCUCCUCCAGAUCAGCCGUCAUCUCACCAGCCUUCUCACUCCACUUCUCCACCAACAUGCCGUCCUAGAUAAAGAUAAAAUACCAGCGCUCCACUGGGCAGCAAGAAGGGGUCAUGUGGGUCUGGUCCGAACUCUGCUUCAGAAAGGCGUCAACGUAGACCUCACGGACCCCCAGCACCGCGGGUGGACAGCGCUCCACCUAGCAGCAGAGGAACAUGAGCCGGUUGUAAGGGUUCUUUUGGAAUGCGGAGCCAACGUUUCUUUCCGUGAUAGGUUCGAUGAGACGCCGCUAUACCGUGCUACGAGUAGACCGGAUAAUCUGGGAAUCGUUAAGAUGCUGCUAGAGGCCGGGGCAAACAUUCAUGAUCAGAACUUUCACGGCGAUGGGCCGUUGCAUCGAGCUGUGAGACACAAGGUCCUUUAUCCGGCGAUGGUUAAACUGUUGCUGGAUAUGGGCGCAGAUGUUUCUCUGAAAAAUGGGUUCGGAGAGACCGCGGUGCACAUGGCAGGAAAGAGUCCAGAUUCUAUAGAGUCGUUGAUAUUGUUACUAGAGAAGGGAGAUGCACUUGAUUGUACUGACAGCAAUGGGAAGACUGUGCUGCAUUAUGCGGUGGUCCGCAGGUCUCAUCAUCUCCUGUCGUCCAUGAGAUCAAGAGAUUUCAAAUUCAAUGUCAAUAUCCAGGAUAGAGACGGGAGAACACCACUUCAUCUCGCUACGAUGAAUGGGAAUAUGGAGUGGGUAGAGUUCUUGAUGAAAAGAGGCGCGGAUUCGCGGACUAAGGACUACCAAGGACAGACAGCCCUAGAUUACGAGAAAAACGGGAUCAAUUGA